CCGUGCAAGAAAAGCAUAUUCUAUAAGAUUCCCGCGCAUUUUACUUGUGUUCAAAUUACACUUUUAAUUAAUUACCUAAAUUCAGAUCCUUUACUGGGAUAAUUCUUUCGUAACAGAAGAUUCUACAGUAUAUUCCUUACUAACCCUUUCAAGCUACAAAUACUUCACCACUAAUCCUCUAGCUUAAUACACAAAACCAAGAAUUAGAACAGCAAAUAUCCCAUCAAAGUUUAUGGUUUUCUUAUCCUAGUAAUUUUCUGCCUUACAAGAAAAGCAUAUUCCCUAAGAUUCCCGCGCAUUGUAUUCAUCUUCAAAUUACACAUUUAACUAAUUACCUAACUAUUUCCUUAAUUCUAUAGAUUCUAUUCUCACCUAAAUUCAGAUCCUUCAAACUUUAAACUAUAAAUACCUGACUACUAAUCCUCCAGGUUAAUACACAAAGCCAAGAAUUAAUAGACCAAAAAUCCCAUCAAAGUUUCUGAACUUCUUCAACCUAGUACGAGUAGUUUUCUUCAGCAAUGGAAGGAAUAAUGGUGGUCUUCGACUUCGACAAGACGAUUAUCGAAUGUGAUAGCGAUAAUUGGGUAGUUGAUGAGUUGGGUUUUACAGAACGUUACAAUCAGCUUCUUAAUACCAUGCCAUGGAACUCUAUGAUGGACACAUUGAUGAAAGAGAUGCACUCACAAGGAAUAACAACCGACGACAUUGCUCGAGUUUUGAAAACAGUUCCGAUUCAUCCUCGUGUUAUUCCGGCAAUUAAAGCUGCCCAUGCUGCUGGAUGUGAUUUGAGGAUUGUAAGCGAUGCAAAUACAUUCUUCAUUGAGACCGUACUGGAUCAUCUUGGAUUAAAGAAUUGUUUCACAGAGAUUAACACAAACCCAGGUUAUAUUGAUGAAGAAGGGAGAUUAAGGAUAUUACCAAUUCAUGAUUUCACCAAAACUCCUCAUGGAUGCAACAACCCUUGCCCUCCAAACAUGUGCAAGGGUUUGGUGAUAAAAAGGUUAUUAAGUGAACACAACGCCAAGAAAUUCAUAUACUUAGGAGAUGGAAUUGGAGAUUAUUGCCCUUCAUUAAGGCUAAGAGAAGGCGAUCAUGUUAUGCCAAGGAAGAAUUAUCCAGUUUAUGAUAUGAUUUCAAGCAAUCCAAUGCUUAUUAGUGCCAAGAUCCAUGAAUGGGCCGACGGUGAAGAUCUGGAACGGAUUCUACUAUCUCUAAUCCAAGAUAUCAUCAUAUCUUAUAAUGGAGAUGAUGAUAAUAAUGUUAGUCAAUUAUUCGAGUUUGAUUGCAAGCUUGGGGUUUUGCCUGUUAUUUCCCAUAAAGCUUUGCCUAAAGCUGUAUGUUUGCGUUUUUAGAAGGUGGAAAGGAAAACACACUGUAAUUUUUGUUUAUUUUGUAGAAUCAAAACUAAAGAGAAUCUAUCCCUUAGAUUUUUUUUAUUUCUUUUUUAGGGUUUGGUCUUAGUUUUAUGUAACUAAAAUUUAAUUCUCAAUUGGUGAAUGACGAUCAUCUUUCGAUAUUGUAAAUUA
Messenger RNA from Spinacia oleracea (spinach), 1526 nucleotides. Its product is annotated as inorganic pyrophosphatase 2. Lineage: Eukaryota; Viridiplantae; Streptophyta; Magnoliopsida; Caryophyllales; Amaranthaceae. Gene Ontology annotation, molecular function: phosphatase activity. The record is from RefSeq and is a predicted model, not a curated record. The transcript is spliced from 4 exons. The coding region runs from base 519 to 1352 and encodes 277 amino acids.